UUUGAGCGCGUGAGCAUGCUGGUCAUUCUCCUCAACUGCGUGACGUUGGGCAUGUAUCAACCCUGCGUAGACGACGAGUGCGUCACAAACCGCUGUCAAAUAUUGCAGCUAUUUGAUGACUUCAUUUUCGCUUUCUUCGCACUAGAAAUGGCCAUCAAGAUGAUUGCCAUGGGUGUUUAUGGCAAAGGCACCUACUUAGCUGAUUCUUGGAAUCGGCUUGACUUUUUUAUAAUCCUUGCUGGGGCACUCGAGUACUGUCUCAACAUCGAGAACGUGAACCUAACAGCGAUUCGUACCAUUCGGGUGCUUCGGCCACUCCGAGCUAUCAACAGGAUACCAAGUAUGCGAAUCUUGGUCAUGCUACUUCUAGACACAUUGCCGAUGCUUGGGAACGUUCUUAUCCUCUGCUUUUUUGUAUUUUUUAUAUUUGGUAUUAUCGGCGUCCAACUGUGGGGAGGAAUACUUCGUCAGCGAUGUUUCCUCAAGCCAGACCCCAAUAUCUCUUAUCCCAAGGAUCUGGCGGCGUACUACGAGUAUCCAGAUGAGGAGAAGGACUACAUCUGCUCACGGCCUGACGACUCGGGUAUGCAUCUCUGCAGCGAUCUCCCCCCGACCAAGCUCGGGAACCUCGUUUGCACUGAGCCAGCACUCCCGUUCUCCAAGAACGCCCCGACCAACACCUCUUGCGUCAACUGGAACCAGUACUACUCCGAGUGCAAACCUCAGGGUCAGAACCCUUUCCAAGGCACCAUCUCUUUCGACAAUAUCGGCCUCGCUUGGGUCACCAUUUUUCUGGUCAUCAGUCUGGAGGGUUGGACCGACAUUAUGUACUACGUCCAGGAUGCACAUUCCUUUUGGGAUUGGAUAUAUUUUGUACUACUUAUUGUUAUCGGAUCCUUCUUCAUGAUCAACCUGUGUCUCGUCGUUAUUGCCACCCAAUUCUCGGAGACGAAAAAGCGUGAGAUGGAGCGCAUGCGACUGGAACGGGCACGAUAUCAUUCGACCAGCACUUUGGCCUCUUCCACUAACAACUCUGAGCCUACCUCUUGCUAUGCUGAGCUCAUCAAAUACCUGGCUCACUUGUACAGGCGGGGAAAACGACGUUUGAUUAAGAAGUACCGUCUAUUCAUGUGUAGACGGCAGGAGCAACGCGAAGCGAGGGAACAGAGGCAGCAACUUGAGCGAACACAACAACUUGAGCAACAAAGGCAACUGGAGGCAGCCGCCAACUUGUCUGCUCCUGCCUCUUUCGCUGUAAUCACAGAAGCCCCAUCGGCGCUCGCGAAAAUCUACCCUCGUUCGCAUCCCUGCAUUUCCGCUGAUGAAAAAGUUUCGAAUGUUUCGAGUUUCUGGGGCGCAGACUCCUCCUCGCGGUGCGGAUCUCCGGUAGCGUCAGCUGGCGCCGAGCAGCUUGAUUCGCGCCAACAGUCGACUGUCGUGCCCGGCAUGCUUAAACUCCCCUCCAUCAACACGCCCGCCUCAUUUUCGCCUAAAAACGAAAAAGAAAGCAACGAGAGAGCUAGCAAUAUGCUAUCACCCCCCGGGACGAACCAUCUGCAGCGGCGACGCAGCUCUGUUAUGUUCAGUGACAUGGUACUCUUGCACGACACGGGUCGGAACAUCUGUUCAAGUGAGAAGAUGACACAAACAUCUGGCGGCAACAUAUGGAAUUCUUUGACGUUCCAUCAGGACACUGAGGUUAAUUUGGUGGCAAGCUACAAAAGUAUGACCUGCCAGGAGCUGUUGGCGUUGAGUGGAGCUUUAAUUGCAACGUUGCCAACGGGUCAAAUAGCUCUGGAUUCCUUGUACAACGCUCUGAGUAAGACCAACCAGACAACCUGGGUUCCUAGCACUUCCUUUGUAGAGGCCACCAACAAAGACUGGGUCCUGAAAGGACGAGGCCAUAAUAUUCGCGAACCUAAAGAAGAGAAAGAACAUCACUCCUGCUUUCGUAAUGUCAUAUGUUGCUUCCGCAUUGGAUGCUCCAACUGCCUAUCCAACUCCAGAUGCUACAUCAAAGUGAUCGUCAACCACAAAUACUUCAGCCAGGGCAUUCUCCUCGCCAUCCUCAUUAACACCCUUAGUAUGGGCAUCGAGUACCACAAUCAGCCUCCGGAAUUGACAGUGAUAGUUGAAAUCAGUAAUGUGGUUUUUUCUGGGAUUUUCGCCGUCGAGAUGCUGCUUAAAAUCAUUGCUGAAGGCCCUUUUGGAUACAUCUCAAACGGUUUUAACGUUUUCGAUGGUAUCAUCGUUGUUCUCAGUGUUGUUGAGUUGGGUCAGUUUUACCUAGGCAAAGGAGAGGGAAACUCAGGUCUUAGCGUUUUGCGAACUUUCCGUCUUCUCAGAAUUCUGAAACUAGUGCGAUUUAUGCCAAACUUGCGUCGUCAACUCUUCGUCAUGCUUCGAACAAUGGACAAUGUGGCUGUGUUCUUUUCUCUACUCAUCCUCUUCAUUUUCAUAUUCAGCAUCCUCGGCAUGUACCUUUUCGGCGGUAAGUUCUGCAUGUUGGUCGAUGGCUCGCGCGAGUGCAACUGCUUCGAGAUCGUGAACAAACUCCCGACGUGCAGGUGUGAUCGCAAACACUUUAAUAAUAUCCUCUGGGCCACUGUCACCGUUUUCCAAAUUUUGACCCAAGAGGAUUGGAACACUGUUCUAUUCAACGGGAUGGAGAAGACAAGUCAUUGGGCUGCGUUGUACUUUGUUGCUCUCAUGACCUUCGGGAAUUACGUUUUAUUCAACCUCUUAGUUGCCAUCUUGGUUGAAGGUUUUUCAUCAGAGCGGCAUGAAAGGAGAGAGCGAGAGCAAAGAGAAGCGGCUCGACGAAGAAGGAGGAAGUUUUCACAAUGUUACAGUGAUGAUUUGUGUCGCAGCUCUUGUACAGCUAGCUUAGAAAGCGAAAGUUGUGUUCAAGAACGAUGUGAGUCGGACCGAAAACUCGAGGAAAACGAAGAAACCCGAAGGCAUAACAACUGGCGGAGGAGAAAUAAAUGCAACCUAAAAAAAGAUAAUGAAAUGUUGUGCCCCAUCAUUACCCACACCGCAGCAACACCGCAGGAUUCACCGAACACAACUUUGGACUCUCGUGAAUUCAGGGCAUUGAACAACCACUUCAUGACACAGUCCCCUAGCCUUUCCAUUGAUUCCUUGAAUUGCUCGCUGUCGGUUCCUGGUCUAUUGAAACCCCCUCAAAUGACAGUCAACAAUCUAUCCUCUCAGUCCCUUUCCAGAAAAAGUAGUAUAAGUUUCAACCAGAGCAGUAAAGAGAAAGAACUUCAGUUGAGGUUCCAUGGGGGCCUAUCAUGGAAACUAAACAGAGCGUCAUUAAGGAAAAGGGUCAAAACUGGCAUUGGAGAUACAGAAGAAGUCAACGGUAAAAUUCCACUGAACAAUAACAACCACCUGCUUGUCAGCCCAUUUCAUUCUGGAGAUCAUAUUUCCUGUAACGGCGUUGCAGUUGCAACUAAAUGCAACAACACGCGAAUCGAAAACAUGAGUAAUCCUCAGUUCUCUUACAAUGAUGCUCUCCCAUACUCCUUUGUAACAAGUGCGAGGAGAAGGAAUUCCACGUGUGAAGCUAAUGAUUCUCACACCCUCUACUUAAGGAAGAUGAAUCCAUCAAAAAUGAGUGCUUUAGCCGUUCCUCCUGAAAUGAAUCAAGUGAAUCGGAUCGAAUCACCGUUACCCAAAGUGAAACAUUUUCCUGAACCAAAGGACGCUUAUGAUUCUGCGGCGGAAAAUGAUGGAAACGAUUUGCCCCCAGAAAUCAUAAGAAAAGUUUUCUAUUUUUUUGAAGAAACUGGUUGCCUUAAAGAUAAAGUUAAUUAUUCCCUGUAUAUAUUUCCUCCCAAAAACAAAUUUAGAUUAAUGUGUGUAAAAUUUGUAAGUCAGAAAUGGUUUGACAACCUUGUAUUAUUUUUCAUCGCUCUCAACUGUAUAACGCUUGCGAUGGAGCGGCCGAACAUUCCGCCGGACAGCGUGGAGAGAUUUUUUCUGUCGACCGCAAACUACGUGUUUACCGUUGUAUUCGGCCUAGAAAUGUUCAUUAAAGUUGUUGCGGCUGGGAUGUUUUAUGGCACUGAACCCUAUUUCUCCUCCGGCUGGAACAUCAUGGAUGGACUCUUAGUCAUUAUUUCAAUUAUAGAUUUACUCAUGUCUUUAAUUAGUGAUUCUAGUCCGAAAAUAUUUGGUAUUUUAAGGGUUUUUCGUUUGCUGCGAUCAUUACGCCCGUUGCGGGUGAUAAACAGGGCACCGGGAUUGAAACUUGUUGUUCAGACGCUUCUCUCCUCACUCCGUCCUAUUGGCAACAUUGUUUUGAUUUGUUGCACAUUUUUUAUAAUUUUUGGCAUUCUCGGAGUUCAACUAUUCAAGGGGACCUUCUUUUAUUGCGAGGGGCCUAAUAUCAAGCACGUGAGAAAUAAAACAGACUGUAUAGCGGAUCGAAGGAACGUUUGGAUCAACCGGAAGUACAAUUUUGAUGAUCUGGGCAAAGCCUUGAUGUCUUUAUUCGUUCUUUCCUCUCGGGACGGUUGGGUGAACAUUAUGUACACAGGCCUUGAUGCUGUUGGGGUCGACUUACAACCGAUUGAAAAUUAUUCUGAGUGGAGGCUACUUUAUUUCAUAUCAUUCAUCCUGUUAGUUGGAUUCUUUGUCUUAAAUAUGUUUGUUGGAGUGGUCGUAGAAAAUUUUCACCGUUGCCGAGAAGAACAAGAAAAAGAAGAAAGAGUUAGAAGACUCGCCAAGAAAGCGAAGCAAAUGGAAAAGAAGAGAAGAAAAAUGAUGGAGCCUCCAUAUUACAGCGAUUACUCGAAAUCCCGAUUACUUGUACAUAGUGUGGUUACGUCCAAGUACUUCGACCUUGCUAUAGCUGCUGUCAUAGGUUUAAAUGUCAUCACGAUGGCAAUGGAAUUUUAUAUGAUGCCUAAGAGUCUGGCUUAUACGCUUAGGAUUUUCAAUUACUUUUUUACGGCUGUCUUUAUUCUAGAAUCAAUUAUGAAACUAAUUGCCUUAGGAAUCCAACUUUAUCUUAAAGACAAGUGGAACCAACUUGAUAUAGGGAUCGUGAUUGCUUCUAUCGUUGGGAUUGCUCUUGAGGAAGUGGAAUCAAAAAUUAUUCCAAUCAAUCCAACUAUAAUUCGAGUCAUGCGUGUCUUAAGAAUCGCUAGAGUGCUGAAACUUUUAAAAAUGGCAAAAGGGAUCCGAGCUUUACUGGAUACUGUAAUGCAAGCUCUACCUCAAGUCGGAAAUCUUGGUUUAUUAUUUUUUCUACUAUUUUUCAUAUUUGCUGCAUUAGGAGUCGAACUCUUCGGCCGCUUAGAGUGCAGUGAUGAAAACAAAUGUCAAGGCCUGGGGGAACAUGCUCACUUCAGUAACUUCGGAAUGGCGUUUUUGACACUCUUCCGCGUGGCAACAGGUGACAACUGGAAUGGGAUCAUGAAAGAUACUUUACGCGAUAACUGUGACGAGAGUGCUGAUUGUGUUCGCAACUGCUGUGUUCACUCGGGCAUAGCCCCUAUGUUUUUUGUCAUUUUUGUUCUUAUGGCACAAUUUGUACUCGUCAAUGUUGUCGUAGCAGUUCUUAUGAAGCACUUAGAAGAGUCUCAUAAACAGAUGGAGGAAGAAGCAGACAUGGAAGUUGAACUAGAAAGAGAACUAGCUGCAGAAAUUGCACUUGAGAAAGGAGAGGAGCAGGCUGAAGACAUUUGGUUUCAACACGCCUUGGAGCAAGAUGCGGCAAUGUCAAAUAAGAGACCCUUGGCCAAAGUGCUUUCAUUACCAGCCGAUUUCACCUUCCACAGUGUAACACAACCAAAAAGCAAUAAACGUCGCAGGAGUUCAGUAAAUUCCUGGAGCAAAUGGAGUGACGGUUACAAGACCCGGAGGAGAAAAACUAUUCAAGAUUCCUCCUCUCUGAUGCCUCAUGUCUACACAACACAGCACGACCAAGCUCUUCUGUCGAAAAAAAUAGCGGUCAGAAGAGUUAGGUCAGACUUUAGCGCUUACAAGACAGCACAAAAACCUCCCCUUGAAGAUUAUCACUGCCAUUCUGUAAUAGCGGUUCCAAAAGCCUAUUUAAGCUCACCUUUCGACACCAAACAGCCGUCUGAAUUUCAUCCAGCACUCUAUUACACGUCACCAGAGGAAGAUGUCUCCCCCGAGUGCGUCUCACCGUCUGCACUUCUGGUACCUCCGUCAUAUCCUGAAGCAUCAACGUCCAUUCAGUCGUUCAAUUUUGAAGAACCACCUUCAGUCAAGCUUUUGUCACAGCAAAGGCUCAACGAAGCGUUGGGAGCGGUAGUUUCAACACACAGCUUCUCGGACACGGUUUUAAUGACCAACGACAAAAAAAUCGUUGUGAAAAAUUCAAAUUGGAAAAAAGACCAUGUUUCACGACAAGACUCUCGAGAUGUAAAUAGUGCGGUCGAUGAAAAUGAAAGGCUAAUUAGCAAUCAAAGUCGACACACGAGUCUAUGAUAAUCACCUACCGAUUUUCAAUCAUACCUAUCUGACACCUUCUCUGAUAAAAUUAUUUUUUGGGUGCUAAUUUUAUGAUUUCCUAUACUCGUGGGAAGAAUUCAUUCAUUCCUGCCUUGUUGUAUUUGUUGAUUCGAAAAUUAAAAUAUAAAAACGGCCUCGGAUUGAAUAACUAACGUUUUCAUUCGGGAGAAAACGUUGACGCAAGACAGCAAUAAGCAGAAAGUAGGUAAGACUUUGAACGGUCGGCGCGGGGAGUUUCUUGAAGAGUAGGACAAAUGGAUUCUGCGGAUGAAGUAUUUUGGUCAAGUUCAUUUCAGCAUUAAAUGUACACGAUCCAUUUCACUCUUUCAAAAACGGGGCAUAAAAAGGAGAGCAAAGAUCUUUCGUUUUUGUUUUUUUUUUUUAAAAAUAUAAUUAAGUUGUAUUUCAUUCUGGUGAAUCGUACUUUGAGAUUCAACUUCAGCUACCUAAACUAAACCUCGGUUCGUGAUGAACACCGGACUUUUUCAGUUCGGAUAACAACGGGUUUCAGAUAUAGGAAUUGAAUUUUACUCCCUGUGUAUAUUUACUUCAAUCGAAACAUUUAUUUCAAAAAUCACUCUAGGACACUUUUGGCUAUGUGUCAGGAAUUUCAGAGUCAAUGCGCCUUCCCAUGGAGUUUUCAUUUCCGCUCAAAAAUCAAUUUUGACCAAAAGUGAAGAUUUGCCCUCUUCGAAAUGAUUGUUUCACUUUUCUCAAUGAAUUAAAAAAAGAAAGAAAAGAAAUAGAGAGAUAGAGAAUAGAGCGCCGCCCCCCCCCCCAUUGUGAGUAGAGGGAGAGUAGUUACUACGUUAAAGAACGAAAAAAAAAAAUAAUAGUAAGGACGGUGAGGAUAUGCACUUUACAAUGAGUUAUUUGGUACUUUUUAAAGCUUUUUUGUAAUGCCUGAAAAAUUUAGGGACAAUUUCUCUUUACUGAGGGCCCGUGUAAUAAUGGUUAGGUUCCCACAUUUUUGUACUAUUUGAUUACAUUGUACAAACGUGGGAUUAGAGAGUACAGACCUGCGAAAUAAAUUUGAAACAUUUUUUUUUUUUCAAUUUCGUAAAUCCUACCAACUGUGGAAUGGAGCGUGAGCAUGGUUAAUACUGAGAAAUUAACUUUGGUACCUGCGCUGAACAUGGAUCAGGCAAUCUGGUGUGUGUUCAUUAUUAUAGAUCUUGCCGCGUCGCACAGUGGAUCGAGUCAAUAAGGAGAGGUCGGAAAAAAUUUGGAAACUUUAGAUGCUUAUAACUCCGUUUAUACCAAACUUUAAGGUUCUCAAAGUGGUUUUAUUCGUUUACCCGUGAAUUUUUUUUCCAGAAACACCCCUCAAAGUUCUAAAUGUGACGGAAUAAACAUUAAAAUUUGCAAUUUUAGUCAAAAAUUUCAUUUCCGACCUCUCUAAUUGACUCACUCCACUGUGCGACUCUGUCAAUUUUUGCAAUAGUAGGAGUAACGCAGGGACCAAGGGACCUUCCUAAGCGUGGCCCUUGUGCGUCUGAAGCUUGUACAAGCUUGGCUGUACUGACAAAUCAUCCUACGGGAGGUUUCAACUAUCUAAUUUUUGGUAGGUGAUUCUUGUCGUAUCACAUUCUUUAGUCUCGUUGCUUUAAACCCACUUGAAGUAAGAAUAAUGCAAUUUUCACGAAUUUCAUAUCAUGAAACAUGUUACGUUUUCCAUUGUUAAACUAAUUUCACAGCUCAUUGCGUUUUAAUGUGUUCUUAUUUAGGGUCUGUGGGCUACUUUCUGCGUAAAAACGGCAAUGAGCUUAUUUAGGGAGUGAGAAACACUCUGCAGCGGGAACAUGCCCCUUGCCUUAUUGUUACACUGGUGGUGUGUGUUUGGGGUGGGGAAGGGGGCAACCGGUUCCUUGCUUUCUUUCCUCUAAUUUUGUACUCUUGCUUGAAAAAUCAAUGACAGUGUUGGUAUCCGGUAAAAUCCGGUGCUAAGUCUCGCAUGCAAUUCUUUUGGAUUGUUUGACAAGGAGACAUACAAAUUUUCCCUAUUAUUAAGGACUGAUCCGAGAAUGAUAACGAGAUUUCUUCCCUUCGGAAUCUCAAGAAAAAAGGAGCGAUAGUGAUAUUUUACCACGAAGACAGCAAAUCCCUAAUUGCGUUCUGUCUAGUUGCGAUACUGAUAUUUCAAAAUUUUCCCGAGGAAAGACCCCUGUCUCAUUUUUUAAAAAUUCCCCUAACCCAAAAGGUUCAGUCCACACGCCGCCACCGACACCGACUUGUUAAGAAACUGAAUCUAGAUCUCCGCCUCGGCAUAUUUAAAGUCGAUAACUAUUAUAAAAACAAAAUUAUAAAGAACACAUCGACCAAAAUAAAGAAAGAGAAUGAAAAUGGAUCAUACUAUAAAAGAGAAGAGGGAAAUAGAAAAACAUGAACCGAUGUUAACUUUGUAUGUCAAUUUUCUUCUUCAUUUUAUUUCCUUUAUUUAAUUCUUAGGUUCGUUUAUUUCUUCAUUUUUAGAUAUUUUUUUUGGUAAAAUAUUUGCCUUGCAUUUCUGACCUACGAUACCAAAGUAAUCAUUAAUGUGAAAAUGUAAAAUGUAGAAUUGUAUGACGCUGUAUUUUAAACUAUUUAAGAUUUCUUCCGUAGAUUUCUAUGAAUUCUCUCCGAUGCAUAUAAACUCUUGUGAUUUCUCUAGUUCCUAACAUCUGUCAGCAAUGAUGACCUUCGCAAGAUGGCAACAGUAUAUUUAAAUUUAAAUUAAAUAAUUGAUUUUUAUCAAUUACAUAAUUAUAAUGCAGUAGGUUCAUGAUGGGUUUAAAUCGAGGGAGUUGCCAGUUUGCGUAGAUCGUGCCUGACGGUAAUCUGUCAGUCAUUUUGAUCUGUUGAAACGAAAUCAUAUAUUUUACUGCAAGUAGGCAUGUAUAUUGUAGGCAUUCAAUUAUUUUCAACACUAAAUGAUAGCAAACUGAUGGCGUAGUGUAAUCUUUUACGCAAACAAAGUUUAUAACUGCUCUUCCAUUAAUUUGCAUCAGUAGUCAAUUAAUUAAAUUUUUUAUACGCAUAGAGUCUUGAAUUUUAUCAUUGUAAUACUGUUUUUAAGCAAUUUUAGAUAAGUUUGCCCAAAAUGGAACACAUUUUCUGUCGACAUCGAAAUCCAAAUGAGAUCCGUUUGAAAAACAAAAAAACUUGUAGACCAACGGGGUUUACCCCCUGGCCGCUAGGUAGGCAAUUUGACCUCCGGAGGGCGGUUUGCAGCCAUUUUCAAGAAACCGGGAAAUUCACACUUUCAAAGCAAUGUUUUUUCCUUCUUUUUUUAAAAAAAAAACAAAAUCUGAACGAUUUUGCGUAAUUUCAACCAGGCAAAUCAUCCACAGAGAGACACUCAUUCUUGAAUAGGUAAUACAAGAGUUGAAAUUAUUCGUACUUUAUGACUUAGGUCGUUGCAUCUCUACAUACUUGAAUGUAUGUAACUUACCUUACCUACAUGAAUACAUGGUAGAUCGCGGUAAUAUUAUUGAACGUGUUCAUGCUGAAAAGAAUAUUGUGAGAAUGAAUAAAAUCCAAAAGAACUAUCAUGCACGCAAAUCUUAUGCACAUAUAGUUCCCUUUGGCUAAUUGAUUCCUCACAUAUUUGGUUCAUUUUGGCAUAAAAACGUCCAAAUUUUGAUCCAUAGAUGUAUCUCCAUACCCUUCGCUCCCUCCCUGCUGGCCGGUCUAAAACUAGGCAUCCACUCUCAAGCGUUUCUGACACACCUCCAUUUAACGUAUCGACCAGAGGCAGCCUAACAACAUUCCACGUUGCAUAAUUUCCUCUCAUAUUUCAUUUUUUAAAAAGAGAUGUAGGUAUCAUAGUGUCUGAGAACUUUCUGUGGAUAUAUCCUAAAUUACAAACAAUACCUGUACUCACGAAACAAGUCAGAGUGUUCUUAUCUUCCUGAGGAGGAUUUAUAGCACGAGAAGAAAUGAGGCAAAUCAUGAAGAUAGGCUGAUUUUAGGUGAAUUCGUUCAGAUGUUAGGUCCUUCUCGACGCUAAUAAUUGUAAGUCGUAACCAAACUGAACCAAUGUCUUGAACUGCAACUGAACUGACCGUGCUCCGCUGGCCAGUCGCGUGUCCCGCCUAUGCCGACGAUGAUCAUAGUUGCCAGAUUUUGGCUGAUAAUGAGGAUUGUUCCCGUAAGACUCAAUGUAAACAAAUUUUUAUUUUUCAGCACAAUCUGGCAACCAUGCCCAAUCCUCGAUUGCACUUCUCUCGCCGUGCUCGAGAGAGAACGGAGCAUCAUAGGUGCUUUAAGUUUUAAACCAAAUUUGUUAUUUCACUUUGUUACGAUAUUGUGAUAACUCCAGGAUGAGUUUGUAGUCCGAUAAAAGAAAUAAUAAUGAUAAGUAGUAUUAUUUUUUUUCUCUGUAAAUAAGAUGUAUCUAUACGUAGAAAUCACGGGAGAUUGGUGACUGGAAGCCCACCUAUUUGAGGUAGAUGCUCUGACUUCAUGUCGGUGUAACCUCCUUGCCAUUUCCACAAAAAUCGUCUGAGUUUCAAAAACUUAUGGUAUUUGGAAGGCUUAAGAUACCGAACAGGUUCGCUUAAACUAUAAUUUGCUGCUGAAUGCGAGGCGUAUGUUUACUUGUACAAGUCGCCCAUUGAGUGCUCUCUGGCGCUCUGCAACACUCAAACGCCGCGUGUAGCCGAAUUCCAAAAGAUCUUGGGGCAACUGACAUCUCUGAAUUUCUUCAUUGAUACCUUGCCGCCGUUGCAUUGAGACGAGCCAGAAAUUGUGAUGAUUUUUACCCUCAAUUUUUAAGUAAAGUUAUAGAACACGUCAAGCUCGAAUAAUAUGAGGUGCCAAUAAUGUGGGAAAUUCCUGCUUCUAUCCUGCCUCAUCCACCAUAUAGAGAAAUCAAUUGUAAAAUGCAACGAUUGUUCUCAUGGCCUGUAGACUCAACUCUUAAUUAUUAAAAAAA
This is a messenger RNA of Bemisia tabaci, 11410 nucleotides long. The record is from RefSeq and is a predicted model, not a curated record. NCBI's taxonomy places the organism in Eukaryota, Metazoa, Arthropoda, Insecta, Hemiptera, Aleyrodidae.